AGAGUUGGUAUACACAGAGGCGCCGGCAGUGAGUCGGGAGGGGCAGUCGCGGGGUGCACCGACGGCUGACCGUCCAGCCAUGUGGCUCAACUGCAGGCUCGUACUACUGGCCACUCUGAUCACUGUGACAGCCGCCUUUGAGUUUGUGCCGAACCCUGGUCGGUGUCGAGACGCCCGUCAGCGAUGUGUGCCCAUCAGGGAGUGUGCCGCCUUCCGGACCCGUGGCCAGGUGCUGCGGCGGCGGCCGAUCGUCUGCGGCUUCUCGGAGCGCGGAGUCGAGGUGUGCUGCGAUGAAGCUGAGCCAGAGACGGAGGGAUCUGAUACAGCUAUCGGUGGUACGAAGGUAACCAACGGUCCUGAACCAGUCACUAAAGAACCAGUCACUGAGAGUCCUCCGUCAGUCAGUGACGACCUGAAACUGUUCAACGACAGUGCUGCACUGAUCACCGACAGCAGCGAUCCCGUGAUCAACAACAGCACCGACAUAACCAACAAUAGCUCUUUACCGGUCACGGACAGUACUGAGCCCGAACUCGUCAUCGACGGGUCUCAGCCAAUCGUCAGCCGGACUCCACUGCCCACGAAAUGCGGCGAGCCCCGCUCCGCAGCUCUUAAUCAGAAUCGGCCGCAGUUAGAUACUGAGCUGCAGCAGAGAAUGGGUGCCCUUCGUCCAGUAACGGUGGAAAUCAGCCCAGCGUUAGUUGACAUCGUCCAUCCGAUAGUUGGCGGCAACGACGUUCAGGUGGUGGUUAAACCUCCGUCUCUGCUGGGCGGUCCCCGCGAGACGGGCCACCGGUGGCCGUGGAUGGUGCUGUUCGGCCGCUGGACGGACGCCGGGCUGGGCGACUGGUUCUGCGGCGGAACACUCAUCACCGACCGGCACGUGCUCACGGCCGCCCACUGCCUGCGACCCGAGGAGGCCGGCACCGUGGGCGCGCGCAUCGCCGACCACGACCUGACGCUGCCGGACGAGGUGCAGCACCAGCAGCGGAACGUCUCCGGCAUCGUGCGCCACCCGCGCUACCUGCUCGGCCCGCAGAACGACCUGGCCGUGGUGCGACUGGCGGCGCCCGUCGAGGCCACGUUCGCCGUACAGCCCAUCUGCCUGCCACCGGCCGGCGCCGACCACCUGGGACGGGACGUGGCCGUGGCCGGCUGGGGCCUGCUCGAGUUCGGCGGCCGCACGCCCGACAUACUGCAGGAGGCGCCGCUGCGCGUCACCGACCCGGCCGCCUGCGAGGCUGUCUAUCGGGACGUGCCGCAGUUCGAGAGGCGCUUCCCGGCCGGCUUCCAGGGCACGGUGGUGUGCGCCGAGAGCCGGGACGCCGAGCCGCGCGACGCGUGCCGCGGCGACUCGGGCGGCCCGCUGAUGGCGCUCUCCGACGGCUCGUACCAGCUGGUGGGCGUGGUGUCUGGCGGCCUGGGCUGCGGCAACCCCGAGUUCCCCGGUGUCUACACCAAGGUGGCCGCCUACCGGGACUGGAUCGUCGAGCAGCUCACGUAGAGCCGACCCGGGUGACAUGCUCAGUGAUCACCAAUCAAGACAGUGGCGGUGGCACAGCAUACCGAGUGCGCAGCCUUAUCAUGGGACACAGGAAAUAGGGUCGGGGUAUGCUAUCUGAAUGGAGGAACCACAUAACUUCUGUUCUUCUGAAGAAUAGAAAUAUAGGUAGCGCAACGUUCAUCAAUGAUGCAUUUUGCACUGUGCAAUGCUAAAUAUUUUGCGAUGAAUUUGUCGGCGCUGAUCAUAAGCAUACAAGCAAGGGGCAAAUCAUAUCAUAUUUCCCAUUGCCAAAUUGGCUUUGCUGAUCAGGUCAGGCGAACCGGAUCGAAAGUUGUUCCAAGACGUUGUUUUUUAAGCAUUCGCACCAAAUGGUACAAACGUGAAAACGGAGCGGCACGAUUAUUACUGUGUGCUACCGAAAUAAAUGUAUGCUGGUUUGCGCAAA
This is a messenger RNA of Amphibalanus amphitrite, 1949 nucleotides long. RefSeq names its product testisin-like. Gene Ontology annotation, molecular function: serine-type endopeptidase activity. Bases 80 to 1504 code for a protein of 474 amino acids. NCBI's taxonomy places the organism in Eukaryota, Metazoa, Arthropoda, Thecostraca, Balanomorpha, Balanidae. Gene Ontology annotation, biological process: proteolysis. The record is from RefSeq and is a predicted model, not a curated record. The transcript has a single exon.